Molecule: messenger RNA, 2965 nt
Organism: Stegostoma tigrinum
Lineage: Eukaryota; Metazoa; Chordata; Chondrichthyes; Orectolobiformes; Stegostomatidae
Exons: 11
Coding region: 279-1415 (378 amino acids)
Biological process (GO): positive regulation of GTPase activity
Cellular component (GO): intracellular membrane-bounded organelle; plasma membrane
Molecular function (GO): GTPase activator activity; phosphatidylinositol bisphosphate binding
Source: RefSeq, a predicted model, not a curated record
AACGCGGAAAGAGCAGACUUUGCAGUUUGAGUCUCACUCCCCUACGCCUGCCACUUCCUACAAUCCCACUCUCAUUAACUGCACCCCAUCAUUUUCCAGGAGCGAGACGAGGAGGAGGAGACUGUAUAAAAAUAUUUAUGAUAUAAGUAACUGUUGUUGUCCUGGAACAGGGGUCCCAGAGACAGGGCUGGCUACAAAGGGUACUGCUAGCAAGGCAAGUUUUCGCUGGAGAAAGGACUGUCCUGUUCGAUUUAAGCAUUGUUUCCAGCGCGUUUAUUAUGCCAACUGAGAAAGAACGAAUUUUCAGAGCACUUAAAGACUUAGUGCAAAAACCUGGGAAUGGGAUCUGUGCUGACUGCCAACUGUCAGAACCUGAAUGGGCCUCAACCACUCUCGGAAUCUUCAUUUGCCUAAAAUGUUCAGGGAUCCAUCGGAACAUUCCGGAUGUGAGCAAGGUCAAAUCUCUAAUCCUGGAUCCUUGGGACGAUGCUCAAAUUCAGUUUAUGGCCCAGCAUGGAAACGAAGCUGCAAAGGAGAAGUACGAAGCGCAUGUGCCGAUAUAUUACUACGUCCCGACUUACACGGAUUGUCAGGUCCUGCGAGAGCAGUGGAUUCGAGCAAAGUAUGAACGCAAGGACUUCAUGGAGCCUAAUAAACCAUUGGCCUAUGCUACAGGCUAUAGAGAAGGGUUUCUGUGGAAACGUGGCCGGGAUAACGGGCAGUUCCUGAACAGAAAGUUUGUCCUAUCAGAGGCCGAUGGAGUGCUCAAAUACUUUGCCAAGCACGAUGCUAAAGAGCCCAAGGCAGUGAUUAAAGUGGACAAUAUCAAUGCAACCUUCCAACCAACCAAGAUUGGGAAUCCCAAUGGCCUUCAGAUCACCUACUUGAAGGACAAUAGCACUCGGAAUAUUUUUGUGUAUCAUGAAGAGGAAAAGGAGAUUGUAGAUUGGUUCAAUGCCAUUCGUGCUGUCCAGUUUCACUACUUACAAGUGGCAUUUCCAGGGACAAGUGACCACGAGCUGAAGCACAAACUGACGAGGAACUUCCUGAAGGAAGGCUACAUGGAGAAAACAGGACCCAAGCAAACCGAAGGUUUCAAGAAACGAUGGUUUACACUGGAUCAUCGACGCCUGAUGUACUACAAAGACCCUCUGGAUGCAUUUGCCAAGGGUGAGGUCUUCAUUGGCAGCAGUGACAACGGGUACCUGGUCAAAGAGGGUCUUUCCCCGGGCGCCCAGAGCAGUCCAGGAUGGCAGUAUGGCAUCACCAUAGUAACGCCAGACCGGGACUUCCUGUUCACGUGUGAGACAGAAAGCGAGCAGCAACAGUGGAUGGCAGCCUUCAACAGUGUGAUCAGUCAACAGAUGUCACCCCAGGAAUAUACAAUGGAAGCCAACUUCAAACACAGACGAUAAAGCGCCAAAAAAGCUGACCUCCAACCUUUAACUUCUGACCUCAGCUUUACAGACAAGUUACAACACAAUGUCGUUGCUAUGGUGCUGGAAGAUGAGAAACUUCCCAUGUUUACCAGCGACUCAGUUUAGUCAGAGAGUGCAAGGCAUUUCCCCUGUGAUCUUGGCUUCAUCCACUGGCAGCAGGCCUCUGGGAAUGUUCUAGAAUGUACAUCGCUCAGCCACGUUGAGGGUUCUGGUUCCAGCGUGGAUCUGAGCUGACUCAUCUUCAGGGAUUGAACAGACAAUGCAGGAACCAACUUGGAUGAAACAGAAACGUUCCACCAUCUAUUGGACAGAGAGCUUACUGUACCGUCCUGUCAAGGAGAUCGACAUGCCAAGGGACUCUCUGAUAAUCCCGCCACCGUGACACAAAUACUCAGCAGAACAGUUUGUCCAUUGGGACUAAUCUAGGGACAUAAUAGAUUGGAAACGGGGAAAAACUAGAAUAAUGGAAAGGCAUUCUUUUGCCAAUUAGCUGAGGCGCAUUUGUAAGGACAGUGUAGAGGAAGCUUUACUCUGCAUCUAACCCUGUGCUGUCCCUGCCCUGGGAGUGUUUGAUGGGGGACAAUGUGGAGGGAGCUUUACUCUGUAUCUAACUAUGUGCUGUCCCUGUCCUGGGGAGUGAUCGAUGGGGUUCAGUGUAGAGGGAACAUUGCUUUGGAUCUAAUAGUAAAACCAAGCUGGGUGCAGGUAGACCUGUUGUACAAAGAACAAUGCAAAUUACAGCAUAGGAACAGGCCCUUCGGCCCUCCAAGCCUGUGCUGUUGUCUUGUACAUUGUCCCUUAGUUUGAAUGUUUGUCUCAUGCUCCCCACCAAGCUGCACUCCUUUGUUUGUCGCACAGCCAGUGGACCAUUGAGCCUCCUGCCAUUGCAUAUUAUGUAUUUCUGUAGCUUCUGUGAUAUGUUGACAGUUAGCUCAGUUGGCUGAAUGGCUGGUUUGUAAAGGCAGAGUGAUGCCAAUGGCAUGAGUUCAAACCCUACACUGGCCAAGCUUACCAUGAUGGUCUCACCCCUCACUAGGGACCUAGUGACCCUCAGGUUAAGCCACCUCCAGUCAUCUCUCUUAUUAGAGAGUAGGACAAUGACAGCUGUAUGUUUUUGGUUUGGUGAGGAUCUGCACUGUAGUUGUUGCUCACCAGGGGAUGUUGUGGAUCUCCUUGACCCUAACCCAAUCAUUUACAAUCACCAGUUGACCCUAGGUCCUUUAAUCCCUCACAGCGGAGGCUAGAGUGCCAUUAGUCUGGAAGCUUAAACUAGAAGUGUGUUUGUUUCCGCAAUACUGGCAUUCCCUCUCUCUCUCCUUAUCAAUGGCAGCAUCUACCACGUGUCGUAUUUCUGAUCAUCCCGUCACCAUUCACAAAUUUCUCAAGCAACUUCAGGCAGCUACAGGGAUACCUCAGGUGGCCAAGCUCAGGAGAAAUGCUGCUCUCUGAACGGUCAACACUCUUCAUGAAAACAUUAACUGCUUCUUUAGAAUAUAUUAAAUGUUCAAUUAAAAACACAAUCUCCC